AUGCAGAAACACUUCGAGAUACAAAUGUUAUACAAGAACCAUUUCAGCUUCAAGGAGUGUCUUCAAUCGAAAUAUCGAUUUAGUCAAUUACAAUUGACCUCAGUGAUCUUCCGAGAUACGAAGUUCCAGUGGGCCGGAACAACGAAAGUGAUGAGGAGGAGGAUUGGGAGACCGAAAGUGAUGAUAGCGAGGAUAACAAAGGUUAUUAUAGUUCAGAUGAUGAAUAAUGCAAUUUAUUAG
This is a messenger RNA of Prunus armeniaca (apricot), 240 nucleotides long. The record is from the annotation of a GenBank genome assembly. Lineage: Eukaryota; Viridiplantae; Streptophyta; Magnoliopsida; Rosales; Rosaceae.